Molecule: messenger RNA, 924 nt
Organism: Acanthosepion pharaonis
Lineage: Eukaryota; Metazoa; Mollusca; Cephalopoda; Sepiida; Sepiidae
Source: the annotation of a GenBank genome assembly
AUGUAUCUAUGUCUAUCUAUCUAUCUAUCUAUCUAUCUAUCUAUCUAUCUAUCUAUCUUAUUAAUUCGGUUCUUUCACCAAUUCUUCUCUUCCAAAAGCUCUUUACACCUUUUCUCUUUUUUGUUUAUAACCGCUUUUUUUCUGCUGCUUUUCACUUUUCAAACCGAUUGUUUAUUUAAGUUCCCUGCACUCGGAGAUGGCAGAAAGAAAUCGACGAAAAUACUGGCCAGGCUUUUCUUUCAUCUUUAUUUAUACACACACAUUCGUAUUUUGUUCGUUUCUUCGGCUCUCUCCCUUUAUCUUUAUUCAUUUUGUAUCCCUAACGUUAAUCCUUCUUUCUUUCUUUCUUUCUUUAUUUAUUUAUCUAUUUUCUUUCUUUCUUUCUUUCUUUCUUUCUUUCUCUGCUUUUCUUUCUUUCUCUCCCAAUUUUUUCAUUCCUUCUAUCUGCGCUGUUUUUUUUUCUUUCUCAGCUUUUGUUUGUUUCUUUCUCUGUUUUUUUUUUUUUCUUUCUUCCUUCCUUUCUUUGUUUCUUUAUUUCUCAUCCUUUUCGUGCUUUCUUUCUUUCUCUGUUUUUUUUCUUUCUCUUCUUUUGUUCUUUCGUUUGUUUUUCUUGCUUUGUGGCUCACUUUUGCUCACGUUUUUCUUUCUUUUCUUUUUUCUUUCUUUAUUUCUUUCUUUCUUUCCGUUCUUUCUUUCUCUGCAGAAACUUAUCUCCCUUGCUACUUGAUUGUAUCUCUCUCUUGGAUCUCCUUCUGGAUCAACAGAGAUGCAGCACCAGCACGAGUCCUUCUUGUUUACCUCACAAAUACAUUUAAAGCAGUCUUGCCUUUCUUUUCUUUCUUUCUUUUUCUUCUUCUUCUUCUUCUUCUUCUUCUUCUUCUUCUUCUUCUUCUUCUUCUAUUACACCCAACGUCGUGCGUUUGA